UAUCCAGGGCGAUUCCCAGGACCACAAGGCGUCCUGAUCCUGAAUCGUGAUCAUGAUUCCGAUUCCGAUAGGUUCCCGAAAUCGAUUAACGUGGUCCGCCAGCUUACAAUAACCCCAUGUUCUCAUGUUCAUGUAAGCCUGCUCCGCAGAAACCUACGUGUGUCGCACUUUCGCACUGGAGAAGCAGAGCACAUGCUCCAUGUCUCACCCGCUCAGGCGAAGGCCAUCCUUCUUCCUAAUAAAUGGUCUCGAAGUUCUGAUUUUCUUUCUUCCGCUCCUCCUAUCGCUCCUUUGCGCUUCAGGAAUGGAAAGAGAAGGAAUCCGUGAAGAAGAACUGUUCUUGGAUAAAUUGAGAGAUGAGGCCAUUUCUAGAAUUUAUCAGCUAGGAAAGGUAUCAGAUGCUGAUAAUUAUCUUGAGAGAACUUUUUUAAGCCCUGCCUCCAUCAGAGCUGGAAAUUUGAUUCAAGAGUGGAUGGAAGAUGCUGGGUUGAAAACGUGGGUGGACUAUAUGGGUAACAUACAUGGCAGGGUUGGAGGAGUAAAUGCUACUGCAGAGGCAUUGCUGAUUGGAUCUCAUUUGGACACUGUCAUAGAUGCUGGAAUGUUUGAUGGAGCACUUGGUAUUAUUUGUGCUAUAUCCGCUUUAAAGGUUUUGAAGGUCUCUGGAAGGCUUGGGAAACUCAGUCGACCAGUUGAGGUGAUUGCCUUCAGUGAUGAGGAAGGUGUCAGGUUUCAAACAACUUUCUUGGGUAGUGCUGCCAUGGCUGGUAUUCUUCCUGCAUCAGCGUUAAAAAUAACAGAUAAAAGUGGUGUUUCAGUGAAAGAUGCUUUACGGGCAAAUUCACUUGAUGCUACUGAAGAAAGUUUCGCUAAUGUCAAGUAUGACCCAGAGUCAGUGUUUGGUUAUGUUGAGGUACACAUUGAACAGGGUCCAGUACUUGAGUCCCUUGCAUAUCCUCUUGGUGUUGUUAAAGGAAUUGCUGGACAAACAAGACUAAAGGUUACAGUUGCAGGUUCCCAAGGUCAUGCAGGCACUGUUCCAAUGUUUAUGCGCCGUGAUCCGAUGGUUGCUGCUUCUGAGCUAAUUGUCCUUUUGGAGUCGCUUUGCAAGCAUCCCCAAAAUUUCUUGCCAUAUGAUGAGCAAUGUGCGGGGGUUCCAACAGAAUCCUAUGCAGCCUUGGUCUGCACAGUUGGUGAAAUAUCUUGUUGGCCAAGUGCAAGCAAUGUCAUUCCUGGCCAGGUAUAUUUUACUGUAGAUAUACGUGCCAUGGAUGACACAACCAGGGAAGCUAUAGUACUUGAAUUCUCUGAGAGAGUUAAAGAAAAAUGUCAUAGUAGGAUGGUGAAUUGUACAAUUGAGCACAAGCACAAAGCUAAAGCGGCAAGCUGUGAUAAAGAAUUGAGUUUGCAGCUACAGCUAGCAGUCCGUUCCACUGUGAGCGGAACCCCAUGGAGCAUUCAGGAAGAUGUGCCUGCACUAAUGAGCGGUGCAGGGCAUGAUGCAAUGGCCAUGUCUCAUUUAACUAGGGUGGUGGGCAUGCUUUUCGUGCGCUGUCGUGGUGGUGUCAGCCAUUCCCCUGAUGAACAUGUAUCAGAUGAUGAUAUUUGGGCAGCUAGUUUGGCUCUUCUCCAGUUCCUAGAGAAAAAUGUUUAUUAUCAAUGAUGAAAUGCCCAAGAAAGAAAUUUCAUGUUCAGGCAAGUAAUGUUGCCUUUAGUAUUUGAUUUUGUUGUUGUUUCCAGAAACACAUUGUCACUAAACCAAUUUGCAUAUAAAGAAAUUAUGCAAUUUUCUUUGAGAUGUAGUAUCUGUGACUACGCUAA
This is a messenger RNA of Phalaenopsis equestris, 1821 nucleotides long. Its product is annotated as allantoate deiminase 2. The transcript has 12 exons. The coding region runs from base 200 to 1663 and encodes 487 amino acids. NCBI's taxonomy places the organism in Eukaryota, Viridiplantae, Streptophyta, Magnoliopsida, Asparagales, Orchidaceae. The record is from RefSeq and is a predicted model, not a curated record. Gene Ontology annotation, molecular function: hydrolase activity, acting on carbon-nitrogen (but not peptide) bonds, in linear amidines.